CCUACUCAUUUUUCUAUAGUUUCUAUGUUUUUUGUUGAAAAAUUGGUUUUGAGUGAAUAAUGUCUGAUAAAACACCAAAUGUGUUUUCUGUAUUUAAUUUUAAGAAAAAAACAUGAAACGUGUAACAUCGAAACAGAAGAAGAGUACUGGCGAAGAGUGGCUUACUACAGAAUUAUCGACACAUUAAUUAUUAAUCUUAAAAGCAGAUUUUCAACCGAAAGCUUAUUAUUAGCCACUUCGUUAGAUAGUUUUCUCAAAAUGUAUUAAAAAAACAGUGAAUAUUUUAUUAAUCAAUAUCGGUCAAUUUUAAAUGUCAAUCAAGAUGAUUUAAAGGCGGAGAUGCUCGUUGCUAAAAAUUUUGCAUUAAAUUUAAAUAAUGAUUUUGAAUUAGACACCAUCAAAGAAAUUGCGAAGAGGAAUACAUUUCCAAACACCUACAAGCUGUUUCAAGUAGCUCUAACCAUACCGAUAAGUUCGGCAACAUGCGAGCGAUCCUUCUCAUGUAUGAGACGCAUUAAAAAUUGGUUGAGAACAUCAAUGGAGCAAGAUCGAUUUUCAAAUUUAGCCAUUUUAAAUAUUGAAAGAGAUAUGUUUAAUAAUAUAAACAAUAAUGACAUACUGGAAAAAUAUAAUAAAAUAAAAAACCGACGAAUGUAGAAUACUAAUAUAAGAAUUAUUAUAACAAUUAUUUGUAUUUAUUUUUUGAUUAUAACUAAAUGGGUAAUAUAAUAUAACAUUUCUAACGGAAGCAAAGAAAUUUAUUUGGGGCUAUAGCCCCCCCAGAAAUUUUACCUUAGUUGCGCCUAUGACGUUGUUUCAAAAGUGUAAAUGUAUCAACGUUAGGUGUUAAUUGGAAAGCUAACCGUAAAGCAUGGAUGAAUCGAGAUUUAAUGACAGACUGGCUAAUGUGUUUUAAAAUUAUUUUAUUUCUAGAUAACGCUAGCUCACAUACUGAUACAUUAAUUUUAAAAAAUAUAAAACUAAUAUUCCUACCUCCAAAUACAACUUCGAUUUGCCAACCACUAGAUCAAGGAAUUAUUAAAAAUUUUAAAGUUCAUUAUCACCAACGAUUACUUCGUCAUAUUUUAUCUGGACUUGAUCAGAAUGUAGAAAACAAAUCUAUAAACGUUUUAGAUGCAUUUUUUUGGAUAAAGUCCGCAUUAAAGAAUAUAAAACCAGAGACAGUCAAAAAUUGUUUAAAAAAGUCGGGAUUUUUUUCAUCCGAUAGGUACAGCAGAAUAUGUAAUAUUUCUAUAGAUAAUAAUAUCCUUACAGAAGACAAUACAUUAAUAAUAUCAGAUAUAGUCAAUUGUAAUCUAGAAAAUUUGAGUGAAAAAGAAACCGAACAACCCGAAGAAGAAUACGAGUCGAUAUACAAUCCAACGUUUGAAGAAGUAUGGAAAACAUAUUUUAAAAAUAAAGAAGAUGAAAUCGCAUUAUCAAUGGCAGCCAAUUUACAAAUUCAUUGUGAAGAGCAGAAAAAAUUUACACAAAAAAAAAAUUACAGAUUUUUUUAAUUGUACAUAAUCAUUAAACAUUUUUAUACAUACAAAUUUUUUGUCCACUAAGUAGAGGUUUUCUCAAUAGUGGACAACUCCCUAUAGUGGACAUUUUUUAAUUCCCCGUGGCUGUCCACUAUAUAGAGGUUUCACUGUAUCACGAUGAUUGAUUAGUCUUUAGGUCGUUUUCCAGAUGAAGCCAUUAUUGAGAGUCAGAGUACUUAAAUAUUAACUAAAUUGUACGAAU
This is a messenger RNA of Acyrthosiphon pisum (pea aphid), 1746 nucleotides long. Its product is annotated as tigger transposable element-derived protein 6-like. The record is from RefSeq and is a predicted model, not a curated record. NCBI's taxonomy places the organism in Eukaryota, Metazoa, Arthropoda, Insecta, Hemiptera, Aphididae. Bases 876 to 1517 code for a protein of 213 amino acids. Gene Ontology annotation, cellular component: nucleus. Gene Ontology annotation, molecular function: DNA binding. The transcript has 2 exons.